Cadophora gregata is the source of this 3355-nucleotide messenger RNA. RefSeq lists its product as uncharacterized. The transcript is spliced from 3 exons. Bases 503 to 3178 code for a protein of 891 amino acids. Lineage: Eukaryota; Fungi; Ascomycota; Leotiomycetes; Helotiales; Ploettnerulaceae. Gene Ontology annotation, molecular function: ATP binding; ATP-dependent chromatin remodeler activity; DNA binding. Gene Ontology annotation, cellular component: nucleus. The record is from RefSeq and is a predicted model, not a curated record.
AUAAGAUCGCGGUCCACGCGUGAAAAUGCACUACCACUUUACGCGUCGAGACCACGAAAGUCAUUUCUACUUGCCUAUCACAACAACGGCCUCUUUACAUAUUCUCAAUUCAAGCUCAUUUCAAGACUUUUGUCGCCUGGAUUUUGUCUGUAUAAUCGUCUCAUUGUUGAAUCAAGAAAUUCAACUUUACUCCGUGAAAAUUGCGUUCAUUCGCCACCCAGCCUUCACUGGCCUUGCGGAAAUUAGCUCCUAGUCCUAGGAUUGUAUUCAAACUGUGAGUAUAUCCUAGGCAUACUUGGACCUGAUCGUGAGUGAAAUUGGACGAGAUAUUGAUGCAAUUCAGCUUCUGAGCUUCUUCGACGCUUACUGUUACUCAAUUGAGUCUCUAUCGCUCCCCUCCAUCGACUUCUGUCGUUGGUCACAACAUCUGUUCUGCCGUAUUGCCUUACGAAGGGAGGAAGCCCGCCAUCAAUUUGUAGAAGGUUUUCGACCACUUUCAGACAUGGCUCCACGAUCGAAAGCCAGUGUUGGCUCGUCGAGUCCAGCAUCCAGACUUUCAAGUACCCCUCCCUCAUCACCGCCAGAGCAAUCGCCCAUAAUCGACGUAGACUCAGAACUCGACCAAGACUUUCUCAAUGACGAAGAAAAGGCCAUCCAUGCAGAGAACGAAAAGGCGCGGCUCGCAAAUGAGCAGCAGGAGCUGAAGCAGAACAAGCGGGGACGAAAGAAGGCACCCAUCAAGGAUCGUGAGGCCAAGGCACAAGAGCUCGCAGAGCUGUUGAACAAGUGCGAGCAGUUUACCGGUAUAUUGAAGAAUAAUUCGAAGUCACUCGGUCAGGUUGGACGCGAUUUUGAGGGCAACAUGCUGGGAGGGCAUAACAUUGAGAUGUCAGAACAGCCAGGGAACAUUGUUGGCGGACAAUUGAGACCAUAUCAGCUGGAAGGUCUCACUUGGAUGUACGACAUUGCGUUCCAGUCUAUGUCAGGUAUUUUGGCUGAUGAAAUGGGAUUGGGAAAGACUAUUCAGACGAUUUCUCUCGUCGCUAAGCUCCGGGAGAGUGAUUACAAGGGUCCUUUCCUGAUCGUUGCGCCUAUGAGCACACUCUCUAAUUGGGAUGAGGAAUUCGCAAAGUGGUUACCCAGUGUUCCAGUGGUGAAAUACCAUGGUGCACCAGGUCACCGACAGGAGAUCUUUAAGACAAGAAUUCAGAAGAAUUAUUCGGAAGAAGUUCUUACUUUUGAGGUUGACGGGAAGACUAUGAAGCGAAGAGAAGGUCGUGUGACUGACGACUUCCCCGUCGUCUUGACUACGCCUGAAAUCAUUAUGAGGGAUGCUAAAGACCUCAUCAAAAUACGCUGGGGUAUCAUCUUCAUAGAUGAGGGACAUCGACUGAAGAACUCAGAGUCGAAGCUAUUUCGCAUUCUCCAGCCUUUUCACUCCUACAGUCGGUUUCUGAUCACGGGAACUCCUCUCCAGAAUGACCUGAAGGAGCUGUGGUCUUUGCUACAUUUCCUUCUCCCCACUGUCUUCACCGAAUGGGAGCUCUUCGAAGCCUAUUUCGAUUUCAGUGAUCUCCGAGACGAGAAGACCACGGAAGGCUUUCUUGAAGAGAAAAAGACUCAUGAAAUGAUUACGAAGAUCCAGCAAAUUUUACAGCCCCUGUUGCUUCGACGCAUUAAGGCGGAUGUAGAGCAUCUGCUUCCGAAGAAGAGAGAAUAUAUUCUGUAUGCGCCAAUGACCCAGGAGCAGACAGACUUGUGCGAUGUGAUAAGCGACGAGACGAGAGAUACUAGGGACUUCCUCGAGGAGAAGGUUGCGGGGAGAUUGAGAGCUAAUGCUCCUUCGUCUACUCGCAAGCCAAAGGCUACCAAGCUUGCUAAGCCUACCAAAGCUGCAAAGGUAGAGGAAUCGGACUCUGAAGAAGAAGUACCAUUGGCACAAUUAGCUAUUCGGAAGAAGCCCCGGGGUCGACCGCCCAAGUCAGCACCCAAGAAUGCUUUCGAGCAAAUGAUGAAAGGAGGUCUCGCUACGAAGAGCGACGGAAAGCGAAAGCGCAAAGCCAAUGAUGGCGCCACAUCACCAGCUUCUAAAUCUUCCAAAUCAAGUCGUCAUUCGACACCAGCCUCUACCCGCGGUCGCAAAGUCAGGAACCCCAAAUCAUAUUCCGAAGCUCCUUCCGAUGAGGAAGAUGCUUUGAGUGAUGACGAGUUCGAGGAGAAGCUGGCACAGGAGAUGGCUGAGAAGGAGGAAACACCCGAAGAUGACUUGACUCCCGAGGAAGCGGAGGAGGCAAGGAUUAAGGAGGCAGCAAAGAAGGAGAUGUCUACUAAGAAGCUUGGAAAUCCUCUCAUGCAGUUACGACUAGCAUGCAACUCGCCUCACAAUUUCUACAAUGCUUGGCCAGACGAUCGCCCUGUAGACGAAACUCUUGUCACUGCAUCUGGCAAGAUGCUUCUACUGGACAGACUGCUCAAGUCUCUUUUCGCACGAGGGCACAAGGUUCUCGUAUUUUCUCAGUUCAAAACACAACUCGACCUCAUCCAGGAUUUCGCACAGGAACUUCGUGAGUGGAGAGUAUGUCGUAUCGACGGCUCUGUAUCACAAGAAGAGCGACAACGCCAAAUCAAAGAGUUCAACGAGAAUCCCGAAUUCAAGCUAUUCCUGCUCUCCACACGAGCAGGCGGACAAGGAAUAAAUCUCGCCUCAGCAGACUCCGUCAUCCUAUUCGACAGCGAUUGGAAUCCUCAACAGGAUCUCCAAGCCCAAGAUCGCGCUCACCGCAUUGGCCAAAAGAACCCGGUCAUCAUCUACCGUCUCGCCACGAAGAAUACUGUCGAAGAAGCGCUUCUCUUGAACGCAGACGCGAAACGUCGUCUUGAGAAACUCGUCAUCAAGAAAGCGGACUACAAAUCGAAGGGCCAGAAACUCCGCGACGAGGUCAUGACGAAGGAGGCGCUGAAGGUGCUGUUGAAGAAGGAUGGUGAGGUUUUCAGGUAUAAGAGCGGAGAUCAGAUUCUCAGUGAUGAGGAUUUGGACGUGUUGACGGACAGGAGUGAGGAGGCUUAUGUCAAGGCUGCGAAGGGUCUUGGUGAUGCUGAAGCUUUCAAGAUUGUGGAAACCAAGGUUGGUGGGCUGAUGGCUGUUACUGGGAUGGCUAAGAAAGAGGAGGAGGCUUGAUUGGACACUGCUGAAACGCAAUUUGGCGUACUGGUUGGUUAUAUGACUUGGAUGGGUUGGUGUUGUUGGUUUCAAGUUUCAGAAUAGAUGUAUUAUAUUCAGUAUGACUAGACCAAGUAGACAGUGCUUCACAGAUCGUUACAAUAAAGCCUUCAAUAUGUAAGUUCUAACGGGCAA